CUGGCUCAGGGCUGUGUCUGCUCCCUGGCCUGGGUGCCCUCCAGGUCUCUUGCGGGUCCUUCUCACCCCUAGAUCUCCGGCAACCAAGAUGCCAUCGCCACAGCCAGUGAGCCCUGGGCCGGAGCCCCAGACCGGGAGGACCAGCACUGGGGACGCGCCUGACACCCCCCGGGGGGGCAGCUGGAAGCUGGGCCUGGGCACCUGGAAACGCGCCUUCUCCCGGGCCGGCCAGCGCGCCCGAGCUGCCAGCGAGGACUCGGGGCUGCGCAGGCCCGGCUCCCGCUCCCUGUUCCGGUCCUUCCGGCGGCCCGUGGACGAAGGCCCGGCCGCCAGCCCGACCCAGGGUGCUGCUGUGCCAGAGGAGGGGGCCCGCGGGCAGACACCCACUGGCUCAGGGCUGGAGACGCCGCAGCCACAGGCAGAAGGCCACUCCGUGGCUGACCUCAUCACAGAGCGGAAGCUGCUGGCGGCCUUCGAACAGCUGCAGCAGCUGGAGACGCGGCUGGAGGCCGAGAAGGACUCACACACCUACGAGCGGGACCCCACGGCCUUCGCGCGGAGCGCCAUGGACCUGUGCCUCCACUACGACGGGCUGGCGGCCGAGAUCCGCGCCAUCGUGCGAGAGACGCUGGGCCCCGACGGCGUGGACGCGGACGAGCUGGCCCAGGUGGCCUGGGUGGUGCAGGCCGAGGCGGAGGCCCACCCCGCGCCCCCCGCCGACGGCGACUUCCUGAGGACGCCCCGCCACUGGCGCCAGCUCUGGGAGGACGCGGUGAGGCAGAGCGCGCGGGAGCGCGUGCAGGGCGCGGGCAGCCUGCCCGAGGGCGCCGCCGCGGGCCUGGCCCAGCGCCUGGCCCAGCUGGGCGGCCUGGUCCGCGACGACCUGCGGAAGGUGCGGCGGGAGGUGCAGCCCGCCUACCCGGCCGGCCUGCCGGUGUGGGAGACCUACCUGCGCGCCUUCCACGGCGCGGUGGCGCAGCGCCUGCAGGGCCUGGCCCGGGGCGCGCGCGGCUGCGAGCAGCUCUACCUGCUGCUGGACUGGGCCGCCAACGUGUACGGCAGCCCCGACUUCCUGGGCACCCCGGACUUGGCCCUGCCCGCCGAACCUCUGCCCCCGCUCCUGGCCCCCGAGGUGUGGGCGCGACUGGAGAGCGACUACACCAGCUUCCUGGAGACCAAGAUCGCGGGCUGCUUCGACGGCAUCCUGCAGCUGGAGCGGAGCCGCUGGGCGGCCGCGGAGGCGCCCGAGGUGCUGCGGGGCCGCUACCGCGCGCCCCUGUCCACCGACGUCCACAUGCUGGUGGCGGAGCACGUGAAGGCGGCGGGCGCCAUCUCCGCGGAGCUGGAGGCCACCACGCUGCGGAUCUGCGCGCGGGAGCUCGGCCUCUUCGUGCCCAGGUGGGGGCGCGGGGCCCGGGGCGGCGGGGCGGACCCGGGGCUCAGAGCCGCCAGGGCCGGUCCCCGAGCCUCCGCGUGCCGCCUCAGGUUCCAAAAGGCUUUUCUGGAGUCGGAGGCGGUGAGCGAGCAGCACCUGGGCGCCUACAUCAAUUCCUGCGAGGAGCUGAGGACCAGUCUUCUGGCCCGGUUCCCCGGCGCCCUGGAGGAGCUGGAGGCCUGCCUGGAGGCCACCAUCCGCAGCUUCCAGAAGCACUGGCUCCAGAGCUGGCAGCGAGGGGUGCAGCCGCUCUUCAGGGUCCUGUGCACCAAGAGCUGGCUGACCCAGGACGCCCUGGGCCCCGUCAUGGACAAGGCGGUGGCCUUCGCCCGCCACCUCGCGCACGUGGCCUCGCCGCUGGCACAGGAGACCCUCCAGGAAGCGCACCGGCUGGUGGUCCGGGAGUACCUGGCCCAGGCCCUGAGACCCCGGGAGAGGUUCCGGGGAGCCGACCGCGUGACCGGCGCCCAGAAGAUGAGCCUGGAUGCGCAGGCCAUUGGCAGCACCUUCCGGGGCUUGGGCUCCGAGGCUUCAUGGCUGGACCAAGCCAUCCACUGCGUGGCUGAGAUCCUGGGUGAGACGUACAAGGACGACAUCCGCCGGCACCUGGAGGCCCUCGUCCGGGGCUACCCCGACAUCAGGCGCGACCACGUUCGAGCCGUCCUGGCCCUGCGCAGACUGGGCCGCCGUCGGAACCAGAGCCUGCUGCGGCACGCGCAGAGCCUGCUGCGGGGCGCGGACACGGACGCGGGGGGCGCGGACGCGGGGGGCCACGUGCUCUUCCGGGAGAUCCAGCUGUGCCCCUCCGUGGACCUGCUCGCCACCUGCAUCUAGGGUGCCCCCGGUGGGGGAGGGGAGCCAGCAGCCCUCCUCCUGGAGGAG
Messenger RNA from Perognathus longimembris pacificus (Pacific pocket mouse), 2317 nucleotides. RefSeq names its product exocyst complex component 3 like 4 (gene Exoc3l4). Bases 89 to 2269 code for a protein of 726 amino acids. The record is from RefSeq and is a predicted model, not a curated record. Lineage: Eukaryota; Metazoa; Chordata; Mammalia; Rodentia; Heteromyidae. Gene Ontology annotation, biological process: exocyst localization; exocytosis. Gene Ontology annotation, cellular component: exocyst. The transcript is spliced from 11 exons. Gene Ontology annotation, molecular function: SNARE binding.